Molecule: messenger RNA, 570 nt
Organism: Gigantopelta aegis
Lineage: Eukaryota; Metazoa; Mollusca; Gastropoda; Neomphalida; Peltospiridae
Exons: 1
Coding region: 1-570 (189 amino acids)
Source: RefSeq, a predicted model, not a curated record
AUGCCAGAGGAUUUUAAGAAACAGUUUCCGUCAACUCGAGUGAUACUGGAUGCCACGGAAAUACCUAUCCAGAAGCCAUCCAAUGUUCAGGCACAGAGUGCAACCUUUUCUACAUACAAAAACAAGAACACACUGAAAACCAUGAUUGGUUGUACACCACGUGGUUUAAUUUCGUAUGUCAGCAGUAGCUAUGGAGGUGCAGCAAGUGACCGUCAAAUUAUUGAGCGAAGUGAAUUAUGUACAAACACUGAUCAGUUUUUUGAUAAAAAGGAUAGUAUAAUGGCAGAUCGUGGAAUCAUGGUUCAAGACUUAUUCGCAGCAAAAGAUGUCUUUGUAAAUACAUCUACCAUGCUAAAAGGGAAAUCGCAGCUGGAACCUGUGGAAGUAGUUCACGACAGAAGAAUUGCAUCAAAGCGAAUCCACAUAGAACGUGUGAUCGGCCUUGGCAAAACUUUCAAAAUUUUAAAAAGAGACUUGCCACAUACUAAAGUUGUCAUGGGGGAAAGAAUCAUGUUCAUCUGUUUCAGCAUUAACAACUUUAGAAAUUGCAUUGUGGGAUUACUUGCAUAA